Messenger RNA from Toxotes jaculatrix (banded archerfish), 9632 nucleotides. RefSeq names its product cut-like homeobox 1b (gene cux1b). Gene Ontology annotation, biological process: intra-Golgi vesicle-mediated transport; regulation of DNA-templated transcription. The transcript is spliced from 23 exons. Bases 18 to 4199 code for a protein of 1393 amino acids. Gene Ontology annotation, molecular function: DNA-binding transcription factor activity, RNA polymerase II-specific; DNA binding. Gene Ontology annotation, cellular component: Golgi membrane. NCBI's taxonomy places the organism in Eukaryota, Metazoa, Chordata, Actinopteri, Toxotidae. The record is from RefSeq and is a predicted model, not a curated record.
UCUCAAUAUGUCUCAAGAUGGCGGCCAAUGCAGGAUCGAUGUUUCAAUAUUGGAAGCGCUUUGACUUACAACAACUACAGAAAGAACUAGACACCACCGCCACACAGCUUGCCAACAGACAGGACGAGAGCGAACAGUCCAGGAAGAAACUAAUCGACCUGAGCCGCGAGUUCAAGAAGAACACACCAGAGGAUUUACGGAAACAGGUUGCCCCUUUGCUCAAGAGCUUCCAAGGAGAGAUCGAUGCCUUGAGUAAGAGAAGUAAAGAAGCAGAGGCCGCCUUCUUGAACGUGUACAAGAAAAUAAUCGAUGUCCCAGAUCCUGUACCUGUGUUGGAGCUGGCUCAGCAGCUGCAGCUGAAGCUCCAGAGGAUGCACGACAUUGAGACGGAGAACACCAAACUUCGAGAGACACUGGAGGACUACAACAAAGAGUUUGCAGAGGUCAAAAACCAAGAGGUGACCAUUAAAGCCUUGAAGGAGAAGAUCCGUGAGUAUGAGCAGUCUCUGAAAAAUCAAGCUGAGAACCUGGCCCAAGAGAAGCAGCUCCAGCUACACAACGACUAUGCAGAGAAGGAGAGGAAACUCCAGGAGAGCCAGGACUCCAUGUCCUCAAGGUUGGAAGAGGCUGAACACAAGGCCCAGUCCCUACAGACAGCACUUGAAACAACUCAGGCCGAGCUCUUUGAUUUGAAGACAAAGUAUGACGAGGAAUCCACAGCAAAGGCCGAUGAGAUUGAGAUGGUGAUGACAGACCUGGAAAGAGCCAAUCAGCGAGCAGAAGCAGCUCAGAGAGAGGCGGAGUCACUCAGAGAGCAGCUGUCCUUGAGUAACCAAUCCCAGCAGCUCAGCAGCCCAGCCAAGGCCGACCCUGACACGGAACAGGCGGCGGAGGUGGCAUCCCACUCAAAUCUGGAGGCGGAGCUCAGGGCCAAAGAAAGGGAGACCGCCCAGCUGGUGGAGGACGUCCAGAGACUGCAGGCCAGCCUGACCAAACUCCGAGAGACCACCAGCUCCCAGAUCACACAGCUGGAGCAGCAGCUCAGCAGCAAGACUGCCAUCCUCAAGGAACUGGAGGAGAAACUGCAGAAGCAAGCUGACUAUGAGGAGGUGAAGAAGGAGCUGAGUAUCCUCAAGUCUAUGGAGUUUGGAACGUCCGACUCUGUGCAGGAUUCAUCCAAACCUCUGGAGGUGCUGUUGCUGGAGAGGAACCGUAGUCUUCAGUCUGAGAGCGCUGCUCUGCGCAUCGCCAACACAGAGCUCAGCGGGUCAGCCGGGCGAAAAGGGACAGAAGAGUCUACAACGAAGGAGGAGACCAUGCCCAGCGAUCCCUCUUCCUCGCCCCCUCCUCCCCCUCCCUCUCUUCCUUCCUCCUCUCAGCUCCCCCUGUCUCGCACUCAUACGGACCCCCUCAACACUGCCACCACCACCAGCAGCGGCGAAACACACCCUUUCACUCCUACGGGCAUUGGACAGGACUUCUACUCCCCUGUGUUCCCUCUGGUGGGUGGUAAGAUGGCUUUGAACUCCCUGAUCCAGCGGCAGCUGCUCCAGACCUUCUACUCCAAAGCCUUGCAGGAGUCGUCUGGAAUCCCCAGUGGGGCUCUACUGUUCACCCCCUUCACUCCAACCCUCAGCUCCAUCCCUACCUCCACCCCUGGCUCUGGGUCUGCUGCCAUCCCUCUGGCAGCCAGCAGCCCCCAGCCACCUCCAGCCAGCCCAGACAUGGCUCCUGUUAAUGGGAGCAGCACCGCUGGCAGCGCCCCUUCCCCUUCACCCAGCCAUUCUGACGCCACCACAGGGAGUGUUUUGGACGGGGAGGACAUGGACACAGCAGAGAUUGCCCGACAGGUGAAAGAGCAGCUGAUCAAGCAUAACAUUGGUCAGCGUGUGUUUGGCCACUAUGUGCUGGGACUGUCCCAGGGUUCGGUCAGUGAGAUUCUGGCCAGACCAAAGCCGUGGAACAAGCUAACCAUCCGGGGGAAGGAGCCCUUCCACAAGAUGAGACAGUUCCUCGCUGAUGAGCAGAACAUCCUUGCACUGCGCAGCAUCCAGGGACGGCAGAGAGAGGGCUCAGGCCAGCCCCAGCUUAGCCGAGUGUUUCAGGAUGUUCCGAAGCGGAGAGCCCUCUCCGAUACAGCUUCACACACAGGAAACAUUACUGCCCGUGUCCGCACCCCAGAGGCGGGUUCAGAUGAGGCUAUCAAGUCCAUUCUGGAGCAGGCGAAAAGGGAGCUGCAGGUGCAGAAAGCUGACUUGUCCCAUGUUCAGCCCUCAUAUGCAGGACUGAAAGGAGGGGGUGGAGGUGGAGUAGGAGGGGGAGGGGGCAGUGGAUCAGAUGAGGCCAUCCGCUCCAUCCUAGAGCAAGCUCGCAGAGAGAUGGAGGCCCAGCAGGCAGCACUGGAGCCCAUCCUCAAAGCCUCGUCUUCCUCUUCCUCAGUAUCACUAUCUCAGAGGGACCUCCUGAACUCUCCGCUCACCGCCCCCCUACCACCUUACAACCCCCUGGCACUCUCCCUCAAGAAGCCUCCCAGCUCCCUCUUGUCCUCGCCCUCAUCCCCAUCUCCAGUGCUGGACUUCAGCUCCAGCGUGAAGAAAGAGGGCAGGGCUUCUUCAGGGAUUGACAUGUCUAUUGAUGGAGCUCUCAGGCUGGGUCGGAGCUCUGAGGGCUCAGCGCGCUCUGGAGGUUCUGGGGGAGUGGGUUACUGGAGAGAGCAGUGGUGGAGCAACAUGCAUACAGACCCUCGAAGGACCAUAUCUGGCCAAACAGGAGAGGAGAACCACAACCAGGAGGAUUCCAAAGAGGGAAUAUUGAGUGACAGUCUGUCUCGACACAAACCAUGGAACAAGUUGAACCAGAGGAGCAGAGAGCCAUACCUCCGCAUGCAGCCGUGGCUCAAUGGAGACCAGGGGCAAAACACACACAUCCAGCAAGCUCAGAACCAAGCAGAGGGUACUCCCAAGACAUCAGCAAGCUGCAGCCCCGCUCCAGAGUCGCCCCUGAGUUCAACUGAAGAGUCUGUCAAUGGUCUCACCGGGGAUCCACUCAGCUCACAGUCCUCCAGUCUCAAGCCUCCGUCUGACGAUCCCUCAGGUGGGGAGUCUCAGCCCAGUACCCCACUGCCUCUACCUGGUCACUCGGGUCUCAGCAUCCAGGAGAUGGUCGCAAUGUCUCCUGAGCUCGAUACUUACGCUAUCACCAAGAAGGUUAAGGAAGUGCUGACAGAUAAUAACCUUGGCCAGCGUCUGUUUGGGGAGACUAUCCUGGGUCUGACUCAGGGUUCUGUCUCAGACCUGCUGGCCAGGCCCAAACCCUGGCACAAGCUCAGCCUGAAAGGCAGGGAGCCCUUUGUCCGCAUGCAGCUCUGGCUCCAGGACCCACACAGUGUGGAGAAACUCAUGGACAUGAAACGCUUGGAGAAGAAAGCCUACAUGAAGAGGCGGCUGAGCUCCUUGAGUGAUAGCCAUUCUGUGGAUGGGGGCUUGGUGGGGACAGAUUAUGUGCAGGGCUCCCAGAGUCCGGGACAGCAGCAGCUGAAGAAGCCCAGGGUGGUUCUGGGCCCCGAAGAGAAAGAGGCCCUGAAAAAGGCUUACCAGCAGAAACCCUAUCCCUCCCCCAAAACCAUUGAGGAGCUGGCCUCCCAGCUCAACCUGAAGACCAGUACUGUCAUCAACUGGUUCCAUAAUUACAGGUCACGUAUACGGCGAGAGCUUUUCAUAGAGGAGAUCCAGGCGGCUGGAGGGGUAGGGCCUGGCAGUGAGGGGGGAUCUCCUUCCCUCCGUGGGUCCAAAUCAGGAGAGGGGGACAGCUGUGAUGGGACGGAAUCUGAGGGCACAGUGGAAACACGCCAGGGACUGGGCAUUGGUCUGGAGGAUCACAGAGGAGCAUGCAAAGACCACGACAUGGAGGCUGAGUCUGAGGCAAGGGGCUCUAAUAACUCCCCUGCUCAGAUAGACUGCACCACCUCAGGCUUAGCCGGGCCAGGCUCCAGCUGUGGACAUGGUGGACUGGGGCUCUUCAGCCUCACAGAGGCAUCCUCUAGUAGCCAUGCCUCUAGUACUAACAUCCCAGCCUCUGGCCCUGCCAGAAACCCCAGGGACAACAAUCUGCGCAAGAAGAAAGCAGCCAAUCUCAAUAACAUCAUCCACAGGCUGGAGAAGGCUGCCAGCAAAGAGGAUCCCUCAGAGUGGGAGUUCUAGCUCCACCUGACCAUCCUUCAUCCCUCUCGUUUCAUAACCUCACGACCUCUAACCUUGGACCCCUCCUGCUCUGUUCCAGUUGGAGAGUGGACACAGCCAAAGUCAAGCUCAGCAGCCAUUUUUAUUACAUAGAAGCUUUCCGAAAAGAGGAAAGAAACAAAGAGUGGUUGGCAAAACCCUUAAAAGAAGAUUUACUGAAUACCUAGAAGAACAAAAUAAGAGAACUUAAGUGUCUCUCCUGUUUUUUUUAAACUGAGUUUUGUUUUUGUACUGAGAAAAGCACUUAGCCGUCCUGCUGGCCUCCGGCCCUGCUGUACCUCCCCCUAUCACCAGCCACUGGUGCACCAGACUGGUUAGUCCUGAGCUGGGGUCUGACCCACAGCUGGGGUUGAAACCUGGACUCAGUAACACAGGCAAGGCCUGACACAGCAGCUGUCACAGUGAUAGACACUGAUAGAUGAUAGAUAGAGACAGGAACUCUCUUACAAGAACUCUCACUUUCUUAAAGGAGAUUUUUUCCGCUCUUCUUCUCACCUCCCAAGUGUCCACAAACCUCCCCUCACUCAGUGAGACGCCUCAUUUUUCACACUGUAGAGUGACUGUUACAAGCCCUUUGCCUUUUUCACUCACUGCGUGUGUGUGUGUGUGUUUGUAUGUUAGGGGUUGUGUCAGUGUGCACCUGUGUGUGUGUAUACACACCCAAAAAAUGGUGUGUGCGCGUGUGUGUGUGUAUUCUCUUCUCAAUGGCAGCAUGUUUUCUUUUUUAUCUCACUCCUCCACUCUUAAGAGGGUAGUGGAAGGCCUGCCGGCUGAGCUGCCAUGGUUACUGAUCUAAGAAAGAUGAACUUUGACCUGUUGUGUCCCAUAUGCUAUCCUGCUGACAGCCAUGUGAUGGCCAGAAGGAUCUCUAAUUCCUCACAAACACACGCACUCAUCUGAAGAGGAAGGAAGGAAGGAACCCUCUUUUUGCCUCCUUAAACCCUUCUUUUAAGGAUGAAGGAUGAUCUCUUUUUUGAUAUUGCAAUUUGGUUGCCAAUAAGAGAUUGCACAGUCUAAUGACUCUAAAGAGUACAAAAUAGGGAAUUUUAGGAAGCAUUUUUAAUUAGUAUAAAAUAAGAACAGAAAAUAAGAGAAUAACAAGUUACUGUUUUUAAAAUAAAAAAAAACAAAUUAGAAUGGAAUAAUGUUGCAUUGUUGAAAUACGAUACAAUGAAUUUCACGUAGUACUGUAGCUGUCUGACAUGGUGAUACUAUACGUGUCUCUUGUUGUUUUAGGUUGUGCACGUCACAGCGUUUGCCCAGCACUGGACCUGCUGGGUGUGCGUGUGUGUGUGUGUGUUUGUGUGUGUUGUGUGUGUGUGUGUGUGUGUGUGUGUGUGUGUGUGUGUGUGUGUGUGUGUGUGUCUGCACCACCGACAAAUUUUCUCUGUUCACAAACACACAUCUUUUUAUAGGCCAAAUCAGGAAGAGUGUGUGUGCGCGUGCGUGUGUGUUUGUAUGUCUCGUGUGCAUUUGUAUUUGCCUGCAUGUAAGUCAGGGUCGAGGUCAAUUCACUCAGAGUUAAAUUUAAGAAGUAGAUUAUUAAUAAUGAAAUUCUUGACUGAAAAAAAAUGGGUUCUAGCGAAUGAAUUGCAAUGUACAGUACUUGAUUAAUCUGUACUUUCUGUUGAUUGCCGUUGAAGUGAAUUCACCCCAAUCCUGGUGUGAGUAGUUACCACUCUCCUCCAGUCUAUCCUGUAUCCAGGGAUGUAAGUCUUUUGCAUUGAAUUCUACUGUAUACACUACAAAUUAUAAGGCAUAUCACCUCCUCCCUGUCCCACACAAGCCCUCAGUGCCUGUCAGCCCACUGCCUCCCCUUUGUGUGUGUGUGUGUGUGUGUGUGUGUGUGUGUGUUUGCGUGCGAGUUUGUGUGGGUGCAUGUACACGCAUGCCUGUCAAUACAUGCGUGUGCACAAGUGUGUGUGCGAUUGAGGAGUGUUCAGUGUUUCCAAUGAGUGGGGUCAUAUUUCGUAUCUACUUGCACACACUACUAGUGCACAACUGACACCCUUCUUUAAGCUGUUUGAUGCGUUACCAUUACAUUAAUCUUCUCACAAAGUAGUGUAAUACUAUGAUUUACUGUAGCUUGGUUUUAUUGCUAUUUUGCAUUUAUAGUUUGGUUUUUAUUCUGCUUAUUUAUAGGUGCUGUAUUUUUCAUUUAAUGUCUUAUCAUUUGAGUUGUCUAUUUUUUAAGGGAUUAUACUGUUCCUGAGGGCAAGUAACAUUUUUAUUAGACGUAUAGACUGCCGGCAGUAUUGGUUAAUAUUUACAAAGAUGUACUAGUUCUCAUUUGUUUGUAUAUUCAUGAAUCCUAAAGUUUAGUGUCAUUUCAAUAGCUUUGAAAAAAUGUGUUUGCUACAGUUCAUGCUCCCGUAAGCAUAAAGCUUUUACCACAACAGUUAUGCUCUUAAAUUGCUAGCUAGAGAAUCAAAGGACAUAUCAAGAUCAGUGAAUAUAUGAUAGCAUAUCUCUUUUCCUGUUUUCUAUUCUCCGAUAAUGGGUUCUUUUUUUUUUGGCUGUUUCUUGGGCAAGCCCAACACUAACACUCGGCAGGGCAUGCAGCUUUCUUUAGACAGAGUUCGCCCACUCGUUAACCACGUUAACAUAAUUAACAGGUCCAAAUGUAUACACUUUGUCAAAUAGGUCAAAUGAAAUUACCUAAACUUGAGAACACAUGUUAACUUGAAAGAGGUCAUAUCUGCCAAAUUGAGAUUAGAGAAGUGUACCAGCUAGCAGGUGUGCUAUGCCAGAUUGAACAGAUAGCCAGCCUAUGAUUAUGCAGAAUUUAUAUUGCAGUCCGUAACAAAGCACUUAUUAGGAUCUUUUUUGAAGACUUAACCUAGGACAGGGUCUGUAAACACUACAGCUGAAUAUGGUCCCAGAAUCCUGGGAGAUGUAUGCCUUUUUUAAAAGUGGUUGUGAACCAAGCACAGACUCUUAUCCACAUUCUAACACUAAAAAAAUGAAAACAUAAGAUAGCUGUACCCCUGUUUUCUACAUGAUAAACUGCAUUCAUAUACAGCAGCCCCUCAUUUCAAACUAAAGAUGACUGUGUGACAGAAAGACAUUGUCCUGUACAGUUGUAGAUAUUAUGAGUAAACACCUGUUUUGGUUUCUAUCCAAAAUCUCCUCAGUCCAUCCUCAAGCCUCCCCUUUCCCUGAAUCUACGUCCAGAUAUAUUGGUCGCCUGUCAAAAGAUAUUGAUAACCUCAUUGCACUGCAUUAAGGUGCAUUAGUUAAAAUUGGAUUUCCUAAUGCAUCUAAUAAUUGUAAGGUUCCUCAAACAUUGGCUCUUUCUGUGGACGACUGAUGUGAAACAUCUGUCUUCUGCAGAAUACUGAAGGCUUAUUGCCUUCUGUUGGACUGCUUGGACUGGACAACCACAGUUUGUUUUAUGGUGAUGAAUAGCUACUGUAAAGUAUAAGCACUUAAUCCAUUAGCCAUUUUAUAGCCAGAUCCAUCAACUCACCUAAACCGUGUGAGAUCAUCAGAUUUGUGCCUUUAACUGCCAAGCAGGGCACCAAACUAGUGAUGUCAUUAGAUGUAGACGAUUUCACCUGAUUUGUUCAUAAUCUGUCCGACGUCUUGAUCCAGAUUUAUUUCUCACACACUUCGUCGUGGUACUUAAAAGUCGACUUUUCUCAGCUCUCUGGAGAGGGUUGUAUAUAAUUGCUGGAGUGCAGUGAAACAGUAAAAAAGAGAAAACGGACUUGUGCAUUCUUAUGACUGACCUGCAGACGUGUUUCGGUCCGGGUCAUAUUUCAGACAGUUGUUUUCCCACAAUGCAUUUCUUACGUUGUACAUAACCUAACUAGCAGCGAAAGGCCAGAGCAUUGAAUGAAGGAGGAAGCAUGCAGAAACAGCGUACACUGUAAUAACACUGAAUUUAUUCAUAGGGCAUUUUGUAUUUUUCUGUUUGUGUCAGGUUUGCUGUGACAUUAAUAACGGCACUACAGGUAUUGAUAAUGACGCGUGCCAAUUCUAAUGGUUAUUUGGAAAAGAGAUGUGUAAAUACAGUCGAUCAAGUAGCUAUUGAUUCACUAUUGUCACAGUAUGCUUUUGUUUGAAGGCAGGAGGAGAGAAGGGACGAUUCAGGACUUUUCCAUGAUCCACAGAUAUUUUUCUACAAAUUUAAAUCAGAUGAUUCUAUACACUGUCGAAUAACAUUGUAAAGGUGUAACAGAUGCUGUAUAUCAUAUCAUGUUUUCUGAAGUCGUAAAGCUUUACUGUAUGAUCUGUUGAAGUAGUGGUUAUUCAUUUGACAUAUUAGUUGUAAUGGAAGCCCGAACAGCAGCACUGGUCACCAUGUUCAGGAAAAAAAAAAUGAAAGAAAAGAAAAAAACCUCAGAUGUUUUUUGUAAUACUUUUAGAAUAUAUCUUAUGAAGUGGGUUUUGUAAGGAAACACUUUCCGAAUCAGUGGUGCUGUAUGCAUAGCACACUCAGUAAUACAUACACACACAAUACAGCACAAUACACUCAUCCUUUAAACUCCCCCCUCCACUUUACUUGCGUGCUUUUGGUUUUUCGCUCACCUCUCACAUUGGCUCAAGCUAAUUUUAAGUCUUAAACCAUUUCCUCUUUAUCUCUUCAGUUAUUUCAUAAUUAACUGUACAAUUUUAGCACCCAGAGAUCAGACUCUGGAACAGUAAACAUUUCAGUGAUUAGUCACAAGACUUAGAAGAGGAAGCAAAAAGCCAAAUAGUGAAAUAGUUAUCCACCUCUGUUGAAAGGUUGCUGACAGUUUUCUGUAUGUUGCUACCUAGUGUCGUCGCUUCAGUUCACCCAUAGCUUAAACCACAGUGUAGUCUGACAACCAAAUGACCUGGGGAGAUCUUCAGCCCCCCCCCACCCCCCUUUUGGAAAGCUUUAAGAUGCUUGUUGAGGCUUUAGCGAGUUCAGAGUGUUUUUAGGUGAUUUUUUUCCAACCUGUCAUCAACAAUGUGGAAGUAAUAAUUCUCAUAACUUCUCCCACUGCUUAUUUUGUGAGUGUGUGUGCGCGUACGUGUGUGUUGUAGUACAAAAGGCUGCAUGACUGUAAAGGGAUGGUUAAGAUGUUUUUUGAAAGUUGUUUCCCUAGCACUUCUGUCACUCCUGAGAUGCUUUUUUGUCCUUCGGGGUCUCCCUCCCUUUGUUUUUCCUCAUGUAUCAUUGUUUCUUUAUCUUUCUAUUUACUAAACGUAUCAUGUUGUUUGUUCUCAGCACUGUAAAACAGUCCCUUCUACAACAUUGAAAAGCAAUAUCACUGUAUGAAACGUUCACAAUGUAUUUGUUAUGAUUGACAUUUGAUUCAUCAUCAUUAUUAUUCACAUGCACCCUAGGUGUGAUAAUUGAAGUAAAUCUCUUUUAUACAAAUAUUAAAAGUGUGCUGUGGUAGUUUUUUUUUUUUCUUUGCU